AGCCGCAUGGAACGCCUGCCAGUCGACUUGUUGCACCAAGCUCUCAAGCGUCGGGAAGCUGUCCACUAGGUCGGCGCGUUCUGUGAGGUUGGGCUUGUACACCUUCGUCGCCAGCACCAUGAGAUCGCCUAGGUUCGUCGCGACAUGAGCGACAUGAAGUCUGUACUUGUUAGGCGGCCCACCACCAAUGAUGCGUGGUAUGCCGACAUUCGAGUCGUCAAUAACAAAAGGCCCUGCCGCGGUGAUGGGUUUGUUGAGCCUGUCGAAAUGACGGAGGGUCCACCACAGCAGGGAAUAGUCCUCUGCAACGGCAAUAUCUGCCGCAGGCUCUGAUGUUGCAGGCUGCUUGUGAUGCAAAGACAAGCACCAAGCUUCACUGAUGGCU
Messenger RNA from Microdochium trichocladiopsis, 385 nucleotides. RefSeq lists its product as uncharacterized. The record is from RefSeq and is a predicted model, not a curated record. Lineage: Eukaryota; Fungi; Ascomycota; Sordariomycetes; Xylariales; Microdochiaceae. The transcript has a single exon. Bases 145 to 333 code for a protein of 62 amino acids.